AGCAUAGAACGUCCCCUGAGAGUUUUUCUAAAGGACUACAGCAUAAAUAAAGAAGACUUUUCUGUAAUUUUGGUCACUUUCAUUGCUUUUAAAAAUGGCAGGUGUGAGCAGCUGUAUGAAAUACUCCAUGUUUGUCUUCAACUUUUUGUUUUGGGUGUGUGGCUGUAUUAUUUUGGGUGUCUCCAUAUGGAUACGUGUAAGCAAAGAUGCUCAGGAGGAUCUCAAUAUAGAUAAUAGCCUCUUUGCAGGUGUCGAUCUGCUAAUAGCAGUGGGCUCCAUCAUUAUGGUCCUUGGUUUCCUGGGCUGCUGUGGUGCUGUAAAGGAAAGCCAGUGCAUGUUGCUCUUGUUCUUUAUUGGACUGCUUUUGAUCCUGAUCCUUCAGAUCACAGCAGGUAUUUUGGGAGCAGUGUAUAGAUCUAAGAUUGAUGUGGUUGUUAACCAGACCCUGUUGGAAACAACAAAGCAGUUGCAAAGUACUGAACAACAGUAUCAAACAUUUCAAAUGAACUUCCAGAAGUUUGAGCAAGAGAAUCUCUGCUGUGGUUUGAUGAGUGGACAACAAGACUGGGGGACCAAUUUUAAUACCCAGGCUCUUAAGGCUUGUGAAUGUUCACAGAGCUAUGAAAAAACUGAUUUCUGCGUGAGUUUUGGUAGAAAAUAUAUUUAUAAAAAGACUUGUGGAACUGUGAUAAUCAAUUACCUCAAAGAUCAUAUGAUUAUACUUAUGGGGAUUGCAUUUGGACUAGCAGUUAUUGAGAUUGUUGGUUUGGGGUUUUCUAUGAGCCUUUACUGCCAGAUCAGUAGAAAAUGAAACUGUGGAAAUGUCGGAACUAUGUCACCUGCCAAAUCAAAACCUUUAUGGAUAGACAGAUAUUUGGCUUGGCACAUUUCUAUAAAUACCUGAAUGUCAGAAGCAGCUGUUUUGAUAAAAACAGCAACCCCGAAGCCUGCAGAUUUUUCACAAGUUGUAAAAUGAUCUCUUUAAAAUUAAUGAGAUUUAAU
Messenger RNA from Alligator sinensis (Chinese alligator), 1002 nucleotides. RefSeq names its product tetraspanin 8 (gene TSPAN8). Gene Ontology annotation, cellular component: membrane. Lineage: Eukaryota; Metazoa; Chordata; Crocodylia; Alligatoridae. The transcript has 8 exons. The record is from RefSeq and is a predicted model, not a curated record. The coding region runs from base 95 to 811 and encodes 238 amino acids.